Schizosaccharomyces octosporus yFS286 is the source of this 2292-nucleotide messenger RNA. RefSeq names its product dolichol kinase. Gene Ontology annotation, biological process: dolichyl monophosphate biosynthetic process. Gene Ontology annotation, cellular component: endoplasmic reticulum membrane. Bases 394 to 1845 code for a protein of 483 amino acids. Gene Ontology annotation, molecular function: dolichol kinase activity. The record is from RefSeq and is a predicted model, not a curated record. NCBI's taxonomy places the organism in Eukaryota, Fungi, Ascomycota, Schizosaccharomycetes, Schizosaccharomycetales, Schizosaccharomycetaceae. The transcript is spliced from 2 exons.
UUUCACUAUAAAGAUUUAUUUUUGUUGAAUCACUUGUUAUGAGGAUUAGUAGUUCUUUCGCUUAUAAACAGGAUUCUCAGCUCACCGACCUUUUCAAUUCUACACUACACAAAAAAGACUCCUCGCAAUUGAUGAGUGUCUAGAAUGCUAUAGUACAUUCUAAAAGAUAUUCCUUUUAUUCUUCCUUGCCGAAUAACUUUUAGCGCCAUUUUGCCAAAAUUUCAGGUCGUUUAAGCACGCUGGUCGAUCUAGCUUACCUGAAUGAUUACACACCCAAAAAAAAAAAAGGAAAACUAAAAAAGACAAUUAAAUUCUAAACUACAUAAAAGAAAGGAAAAUAGCUUUUUGUUGUCGGUUGAUUCUAUCUAGAAUUUGCUUAAAGCAUCCUUACUAAUGAACCUUCCUUCUUUUGAAAUUGAGAUUGUUUUGGAAAUAUUUUCUAUCCUAUUCCUUCCCUUCCUAUCUGAUUCUUUCGUCCCACAUCCUAGCUUUUCUAAUAUUACCUUCUUUCUGCCCGCUUUUAUAUAUUUCCUUGCAAAUCCCAAAGAAAAAUGCUUUUACGAACCUCUAUUGUGGCUUUCCUCCUUUCCUUUUGCCAUCCUAUGUAUUGGUUUUGGAAGGGACUCUUUACUUUUUCAUGAAAUGUACAUGGUCUGUUUUUAUAAUGCGGCAAUCUCUUUUAACCUGAGGUUUCCGCUCUUCUCAUAUUUAUUGAAGGGAUUGCAAACCUGGUUCGUUCCUUUGCAACUUCAUGCGACCAUUGUGGAAGCCUUUAUAGAAAUCACGAAAAACAGCUUCACAUUUAUCGAAGCCGUUCUAAUUUCCACCGGACUUAGCAGUGUAGCAUAUGCUACGUUUCUCAACGAGGCUGGCCCUCUAGUAUCUGUCUUAGCCGGUGUUUUAUUAAUAUCUGUUCCCUCACUAGUUCUACUAAUUUCUUUCCUGCUCCAUGUAUGUUCAAGAUGCAAACUUACAAAGGAAAAGUCUUCUCUAUUAGUUUAUGCAGCUAGUGUUUUCGUUGUUAUUUUCGUUUCUCGAUUGUGGGUUUCAAAGCGUAUACAACAAAAGCCUGAAUACUGGGUAUUUGCUCAAGUAUUUUUGAGUCCAUACUCAAAAAAAAGAAUAACAAUUUUGGUUUGGUGGAUUAUGUGUCUAUCAAGUUAUAUAGGUUUUGUCAUUUGCUCUCAUAACGGCAGUUUCUUCCGUGAUUAUUUUGGAUCAAAGGGAGAGUUAUUAAACUUCAGAAGAAAAACAUAUCAUGCUCUCAUUGUUUUUAUGUUUCUUCCCACUUAUUGUACAGAUCCCUAUUUUGUACACCUUGCGUUUUCGGGCGUACUCUUUUCUUUUUUGUUUAUAGAGGGCAUUCGUGUGCUCCGUUUGGAACCAUUUGGGGAAAUUAUACAUACAUUUUUAUGGCAAUAUACAGAUAAUAGAGAUCAUCGUGGGCCAUUGAUUAUUUCGCAUAUUUACCUUUUGAUUGGAUGUGCAAUCCCUGUCUGGUUCUCCCAUGCAUUACGGGGACCAGUCGCUUCCGCCGAACUUUUGGUUGGUGUUCUCUGUCUUGGAUGUGGUGAUUCUAUGGCAAGUAUCAUUGGAAAAAAAUACGGAAAGAUUAGAAUUCGUAGAACGGAAAAAACAUUAGAGGGCACCGUUGCUUUUUCAGUAUCUGUUUUCAUUGUUCUUCAGCUCGCACAUCGAUUACGCAUUUGCCCUCACGUUAGCUUAAUGAAUACGUUGGCUAUGUCUGUUUUCACAGCUAUGCUUGAGGCCGUUUCAUUGGAAAACGAUAAUCUCAUUUUGCCCAUGUAUAUGUGGGUCCUGUAUCGAGUAUUGGAAAAUACCUAAACUAGGAAGUUUCAUGAGUCUUAAAGUUGUGGAUCUUGUAUACUAUGUAAAUUCAUUUAUACGCUACAGGAGAAUGUGCUAAAGAGGUGUUGAAAGAAAUUUAAGAUUAUCUGGUUCGGUUUGCAGUAAGACAGAAACAUACUGCACAACCUGAUAAUCGACAUCUUUGAAGUAUUCUAAUUGACAACUUGUAUAUACUGUUCAGUGUAUUAUUGCUUUUGUCACAUUUUUUUGAUUACUAUGAUUCUGUUACGAAAUUAUGCGAUAGGUUUAUAUAUUUGAGAAGAAGAUCGGUUGAUAUAAACUUAAAGUGCCUUUGUGUUAUAUUGAGUAAACAAACAAUGGAAAUAAGAAUUCAAGCAUUGUAAGUGUUUGUGAGAUAUCUUCAACUUUCAUCGCCCAAGUCUCUUGCAAUUCAAUACAUUCUAUCACACGGAAGUUCCUGCC